GUCCGGCGCAUGUUUUGUAUCCUUUCCUCUCAAAGCUUCUGACAACUGCCCAAAACACCGGCGUGUCACUGAAAUGGUUUGCGGCCUCCUUGCAGCCACACAUUGAUUGCGCGACCCAGGGAUGUCUCGUCCCGCUCCGUUCCCCAUCUACACCCUGAGGGGAGCUGGUGGGGCCCUCAACACCCUCCAUUUUAGCUGCAAUAGAGGGGACACUCCCAUCCUGUUUUCUGGGUCAGGAAAGGGUGCCAUCCAUAUGUGGAACCUGAACACCAGGAGAGCUGAGAAGGUUGUACAAGGUCAUUCUGGUAACUCGGUCAUCUGGGUCAGCACACUGCGGACGACGGAUACCCUCAUCAGUCAGGGACGGGACAUGCGGGUCUGUCUGUGGGAUCUGUGCGAAGGUCGUCGUGAGGUGAUGGACUCUGUGUGGACCGGCAGUGUUGGAUUCUGUCAGUGCACCGUGCUGGAGACGAGCCCUGGGACGCACCUGCUGGCCUUCGCUGGACCACAGACAGAAGAGAUCAAGAUUAUUGAGCUACCCAGCAAGACCCCCGUCUGCACCCUGGUACCAGACGCUAAGCUGGGGAUGGUCAUGUGUAUCAAAUUGUGGCAGCCAGACUCGGGUCACGGACCACUCCUGCUGGCUGGAUACGAGGACGGUUCCCUGUUGCUGUGGGACGUAACCCAGAGGUCCGUGCUGAGCCAGGCCAAAGCCCACCCCGAGCCCGUCAUGUGCCUGACCUUUGACAUCAAGUGUCUGAGGGGCGUGUCUGGCUCCUCUGAGAACAAACUCUCCACCUGGAAGCUGGACAGACAGAACAACCUGCAGCUCCAGGACUGCGUGCCGCUGGUCAACCCCGGGGUUUCCCACCUGUGCAUCAGGGGGGACGGUAAGCUUCUGUCGUCAGCGGGCUGGGACCAUCGGGUGCGGAUAUUCGGGUGGAAGAAGCUGCGGCCGCUGGCGGUGCUUCAAUACCACACGGACAUGGUGCUCAGCGUGGCCUUCUCUGACCACCAGGACCCCAGACAAAGACUGCUGGCUGCUGGAUCCAAGGACCAUCGGAUCAGCCUGUGGUCAAUAUACAACGAGGGAGCGGACACCGGCUGAGCACAUGAGCUCUGGGAGGACGCCCGGACGUUUAGUUAAUACUUCAGGAACAGUCCAGUUCAAUGGUUUGAUAACUGGACAAAUGGAAUGUUAAUAUAUUUCGCUGCUUUCCUCUCGAUGUUGCCAAGCAUGUGGAAGCAAUGGUCAUAAUUAACAGUGGCUAAUGUGUUGUUUUGUCCUCAAUCAUAUCAAAACAUGGGGCUGGCUUCCCCUUUCUGAUCACAAGGGAACUACACAUGAACUCUAUCAACUCUGCAGUGCCACCUACACUGGCCCUGCAGGGUUGAUUCUAUUUAUAGUCUCAUGGUGAAUAACAGUCAUGAUAAAAAAAGAAACUUGUUUAACAUUCCAGAGGGUGGUGUCUGACAUGUGUCCUUAUCGGUAUGAUUUGAAGCUCAUCUCUCAAAACAAGCAGUCGGUUUUUUUUAAUUAGCUAAUUUGACUUAAUACGGUUAUCACUGCAUCCUGCUGCAGGAUUCAAGACAAAAGAAACGAGUCGGACGCACCUUUCAGCACGCCUAUUAAUUAUCAACUGUUACUGAUUUUAUCUAGUCCUAUAUUAACUAUAAUUACCUUCGUCAUUUCAGGAGUGGCUUAUGUUUCCAGGCUCAUCGUACAAUUAUUUUCGUAGCAAUUAUAAAUGCCAUUUCUCAAUUAAUGUGGACGGUUAACAGAAGUAUUGAGGUCAAUAUUUGUAACAUAAGAACUGCAAAAUACAAAACUCCUGGUUUGUUA
This is a messenger RNA of Pseudoliparis swirei, 1843 nucleotides long. It is a transcript of the gene gnb1l, whose product is annotated as guanine nucleotide binding protein (G protein), beta polypeptide 1-like. The coding region runs from base 122 to 1108 and encodes 328 amino acids. Gene Ontology annotation, molecular function: protein binding. Lineage: Eukaryota; Metazoa; Chordata; Actinopteri; Perciformes; Liparidae. The record is from RefSeq and is a predicted model, not a curated record. The transcript has 7 exons.